Molecule: messenger RNA, 2539 nt
Organism: Vigna umbellata (rice bean)
Lineage: Eukaryota; Viridiplantae; Streptophyta; Magnoliopsida; Fabales; Fabaceae
Source: RefSeq, a predicted model, not a curated record
GUUAGGUAGGCAUUCUAGGAAUUUAUGUUUAGAGUCUAUUUUUGAGUUAGUUCCAUUAGAUACUUUGCAUCUUACUACUGAUUCUGAAUCUUCUGCUCAAUACUUUGUGCAUAUUGCAUCUACUACAUCUGUUGCAUCUGCACUUGAUUCUGAUUCUAAUUCUGUUAUUUUUCACACUGAGAACAAUAUGGCACAACCUCCAUCUCGUGGGAGGACUUUUAGGGAUAUGGCUGCAGCUGAUUUCACUUAUGAAAGCUUGUGCAUCCAAUAUCCUGAUGAGAACAUACCGUAUGUUCUCAAAACUGGACUAAUUCAUUUGUUGCCUAAGUUUCAUGGCCUUGAAGGUGAGUGUCCGCAUAAGCAUCUGAAGGAAUUCCAUAUUGUCUGUUCCACGAUGAAGCCUCAUGAUGUUCUUGAAGAUCAUAUCUUCUUAAAGGCAUUCUCUCAUUCACUAGACAAUGUAGCAAAGGAGUCGUUAUACUGCUUAGCGCCUAGAUCCAUCACCAGCUGGGAUGAUCUGAAGAGGUUGUUCUUAGAGAAAGUUUUUCCAGCAUCUCGAACCAUAACUAUCAGAAAAGACAUAUUUGAGAUUAGGCAAUUUGGUGGAGAGAGUUUAUAUGAGUACUGGGAAAGAUUCAAGAAACUUUGUGCAAGCUGUCCUCACCAUCAGAUACUUGAGCAACUCCUUCUUCAGUAUUUCUAUGAAGGCCUCAACAACAUGGAUAGGAGUAUGAUUGAUGCUGCCAAUGGUGGAGCAUUAGGAGAGACGACGCCUGCUGAAGUCAGGCACUUGAUUGAGAAAAUGGCUUCCAACUCCCAACAGUUUAGCGGUAGAAGUGAUGUCAUUGUGGUGAGGGGAGUACACGAUAUUGCUACCCAAACUUCAUCAUCUGCUGAUAGGAAAUUGGAAAACAAGCUUGAUUCUCUUGUGAGUUUAGUGGUACAACUGAGUGUCAAUCAGAGACCGACAUCUCCAUCUGCAUCUGUUGCGCGGCUAUGUACUAUAUGUCCUUCUAGUGAUCAUUAUACAGAUGACUACCCUUCUUUGCAGCAACCUAUUGGCCAUGAUGCAUCUCAAGCCUAUGUUGCAAACAUACAACCCAACAGGCAACCGCAGCAGCAAAAUUAUGACUUGUCUAGCAACAAGUAUAACCAAGGGUGGAAGAAUCACCCAAAUCUUAGAUGGUCCAAUAAUUCACAACAACAACCACAACAACAACUACAACAUUUCCAGAAUGCUGCAGGCCCUAAUAGACCAUAUUUGCCUCCACAUACUGUGCAAAAUCCUAAAAAUGAAAAUGUUAGUGCCAUCAACCUCAGAUCAGGGAAGCAAAUUGUUGUGCCUACAGUGCCACCACCUGCACCUACACCUACACCUAUUGCUUCUCAGAGAAAGAAGGACCUGGCAAGUCCUACUAGGACAUUUGAGGCAGGUGGACCUUCUUCCUCUUCCGGUGGUUGUGCCUCUUCUUCAGGUGGACCUUCUUCUUCCACCACCACCAGUGAGUCUCCUACUGUGCACCGAGCUAUACCUCUUUCAUUCCCUUCAAAAGCAAUUCCUACCAAAAAGAUGGAAGAGGUGGACAAAGAAAUAUUGGAGACAUUCAGGAAGGUAGAGGUGAACAUACCUCUUCUUGAUGCCAUAAAGCAUAUUCCUAGAUAUGCAAAAUUCUUGAAAGACCUGUGCACGCAUAAGAGAAAAAUGAAAGGAGAUGAGAGGAUCAGCAUGGUCAAGAAUGUAUACGCGCCCAUUGGUAAGUCGGUCCCGCACAUUCUUGGAAAGUGCAUUGACUCAGGUACAUUUUGCAUUCCCUGUGUGAUUGGAAAUAGUAAAUUUGAAAAUGCCAUGCUUGAUUUGGGUGCUUACAUAAAUGUCAUGCCUCUUUCAUUUAAAUCCAUGUCUCUUGGUCCUUUACAACCUACGAGUGUGGUCAUUCAGUUGGCCAAUAAGAGUGUUACCCACCCGAUAGGUUACAUAGAUGAUGUCUUGGUUCGGGUUGGCGAAUUGAUCUUUCCUACUGACUUCUAUAUCUUGGAAAUGGAGGAGGGAUUCUCUCAUGGAUUCGCUCCCAUCAUCUUAGGCAGGCCAUUUUUGAAAACUGCCCGAACCAAAAUUGAUGUGUAUGCCGGAACUUUAACCAUGGAAUGUGUUGAUAUUGUUGUUCAUGUUAAUAUUCUUGAUGCAAUGAAGUUCCCAACUGAGGACCACUCUAUUUUUAGGAUUGAUAUUCUGGAUGACAUUAUUGAUAAAUAUGUUGUUGAUGAGUUUGAUUCUUUGCAUGAGAAAGAGCAUCCCUUUCUAUCUUCUCUACAUUCAUUCAUUGAAUCUGAUUUUGAAUCAGAAUUUGAAAUUGAUGUUGAUGUUCUUGUGGAUUGUGAUAUUCAUGAUGAUGAUGAUAGUAGUGGUGUUGAUGGUUUAUCUAUAAUGGAUGUUGAAUUGGAGUCUGAUGAGUUGGGUGUGUUGCCUUUACCUGUGAAUUCUUUAGAGUCAGAAUGCACUAACCACGUUGCAGGAAGUACAAAUGAAUCUGACUUGUAG